[Candida] anglica is the source of this 2162-nucleotide messenger RNA. NCBI's taxonomy places the organism in Eukaryota, Fungi, Ascomycota, Pichiomycetes, Serinales, Debaryomycetaceae. The record is from the annotation of a GenBank genome assembly.
AUCGUAAAUAAAAAAAAAAAAAAAAAAAAAAGAAAAAAGGAAUUACGCUGCAACAGCGGCUUUUCUAACCUGGAACAUAUGUGUAGACCACAUAUGAAUCAAUCAUUGAGUGGAGGAUCCAGUAGGUAUAUAAGGAAGGCAAAUGUAUUGUAUUUUAAUCUCAAUUAAUCAUCAUCCAACUCUUAUUGUUCUUACAGAAUUGUACUGGCAGGUCCAAGUUUUUUAUACAACAAAAAGAAACAAUUUGACGUGAGAUUCUGGUAAAAAAUAUUCGGAGACACUAAAAAUAUAUUUGCAAUAAUUACUUAACUAUGGGAAAAGAGAACGAUUCUGUUUCCAUCGAGUCGGUGUCGAGCACACCUGGCAGUCCUAAUGAGAAGACUGUCGUCAAGCAAGAAAAAAAGAAAGAAUUCCGUUGGAGAGUGGUUGACAACGAGUCUCCACCGGAGAUUUACAACAAGACACUUUACCUUUCUGUCUUUGUCUUUGGUGUUUUAGGGUCAGCCAGAGGAUUUGAUGAAGGUUGUAUUUCCGGAACUGUUGCUCAAAAGUCUUUUAUUGAAGAGUUUGGACUUAAGUCCAAGCUUUUGACUCUCUCAGAGCAAGCCAAUCUUAAGUCCAACAUCACCUCAAUGGUCCAAUUGGGUUCCAUUGGUGGUAGUGCCUUGGCCAUGUGGACUGUUGAUCGUUUUGGUAGAAUUAGAACUUUGCAAGGGGUUUGUGUCUUAUGGAUUGCUGCUGCUAUUAUCCAGGCCACUUCCCAUUCUGUUGGACAAUUGUAUGCUGGUCGUUUGAUUGAAGGGUUUGCUAUCGGUCAGACCACUACUAUUGGUCCAACUUACAUGUCUGAAGUUGCGCCAAAGGCCAUCAGAGGUCUUUGUGGAUGUAUCUUUGCCGGUGCUGUAUAUUUUGGAAUUAUGACUGCUUACUUCGCUAACUAUGGUACUGCCUUGCAUGUCGUUGGUCGUAAUCAAUGGGUUAUUCCAACUUCCAUGAAGUGUGUUUUAGCCUUUCUUAUUUUAGUUGGAUCUACUUUCCUUUGUGUUGAAUCUCCUCGUUGGCUUAUGAAAAUCGGUAAUGAUGAUAAGGCUGCGAAAAACUUGUCGAGGCUUCGUGGGCUUCCAGUUGAUCAUCCAUACAUCUUGAGUGAAAUCGCCGACAUCAAUGAACACGUUUUGAGAGAAAAGGAACAGACUAGUGGUAACACAAUCUUGGGUAACUUUAGAGAAAUUAUCAUGACCAAGUCCAUCAGAUAUCCAUUCUUUGCGGUUUGUUGUAUGUCUCAACUUCUUGGGCAAUGGUCUGGUGCCAACGCCAUUACCAUUUACUCUCCUGAACUUAUGGCCUUGGCUGGUGCUGCAGGUACUGAAAAGCUUAAGAUGACUGCUGUUUUAGGUGUGGUGAAGUUUAUCUCUGCAUACCUUUCUGCCUUCUUUAUUAUUGAUUUCUUGGGUCGUAGACGUGCCCUUUACAUCGGUAUCACCGUGCAGUUAAUAUCCAUUCUUUACUUUGCAAUUUUCUUGACCAUUGUUCCUGAAGCUGAAGAAGAUCAUCCAAACUUGUCAAAUUCCCAAUUUCAUGCUGCACAGGCUGCCCUUGCAGCUCUUUUCCUUUCUGGUACUGGAUGGACUAUGGGAUUCAACUCAAUUCAAUAUCUUAUUGGUUCUGAAAUGUUCCCUCUUCGUAUCCGUUCCUUUGCACAAUCCCUUGUUAUGGUGUUGCAUUUUGCUAACCAAUACGGUAACUCCAAGGCUCUUCCAAAGAUGUUGCUUGCCAUGGACAAUUAUGGUGCAUUCUAUUUCUUUGUCGCUGUUUUGGCCUGUUCUCUCUUUUGGGCUUACUUUUUCAUCCCUGAAGUUUCUGGUCGUUCUUUGGAAAGUAUUGAAGAAAUCUUCUCAUUGCCUUGGUACCUUGUUGGAAGACGUGGUGCUGAACUUUGUCCUGAUCACUCCGAAAUCAACAGAGUCACUCAUAAUGAAGAAGGUAAUGGCAAUGCUCAUGGUGGUCAUAUUGAUUACGAAACAAAGCCAUCUGAAGAAUUUUUGGAGGAUGUUGAAGAUGAAGGAGUAUUGAAAAGGGCUAAUAACACUAAAUCUAAUGGAAAAAAUUAGGGUGUUAAUUAGUUUUAUAGUGAAUUUAAUAUGAAUUUAUGUAUAAAUCUU